ACCUGAGUUGAGGCACCUAGAACAGAGCAGAGGUCUUCCAUUGUGACCGCUGCCACCUGAUAUUGUCAGGUAAAUGCUUUGCAAGCAUAUUCACUCACUCGUUGGCUUUUACGAGCCAUUGGGCUGGUCUUUUAAGAACACCUAGAACAUCUGAGUUGAGGCACCUAGAACAGAGCAGGGGUCUUCCAUUGUGACCGCUGCCUCCUGAUGUUGUCUGGUAAACACUUUGCUAGCAUAUUUACUCACUCAAGUUGGCUUUUAUGAACCAUUGUGCUGGUCUUUUAAAAACACCUAGAACAUCUGAGUUGAGCAACCUAGAACAGAGCAGAGGUCUUCCAUUGUGACCACUGCCACCUGAUAUUGUCAGGUAAAUGCUUUGCAAGCAUAUUUACUCACUCAAGUUGGCUUUUAUGAACCAUUGUGCUGGUUUUUUAAAAACACCUAGAACAUCUGAGUUGAGGCACCUAGAACAGAGCAGAAGUCUUCCAUUGUGACUGCUGCCACCUGAUAUUGUCAGCUGAUAGUUGAAAAGACAACUGACUACCCAACGGCUGAGUACUCUUUGGUGGAGGAUGUAGCUCUCCACUUCACCUGUUUGAUGGACAGACUGAACGAGCAGCGCCUCUUUCAGCCAGACCUGUGUGACGUCGACAUUGUGCUGGGGCAACAGAAGAGCGUCUUCCCGGCCCACAAGGGCGUCCUCGCUGCCUACAGCCCGUUCUUCCAUUCCCUCUUCACCCGGAACAAGCAGCUCCAGCGAGUAGAGCUUUCCUUGGAGACCCUGACCUCCCAAGGCCUCCAACAGAUCCUGAACUUCAUCUACACCUCCAAGCUCUUGGUGAGCGUCUUGAACGUCCAGGACGUCCUGAGCGCCGCAGGAGUCCUGCAGAUGAGCAACAUUGCUUCCUCCUGCCAGGAGCUCAUCAACACCCGGUCUCUCAGUUUGGCCAUGGCGAGCAAUAUGGCAUUGCCACCAGAUAAUUGUGGGAAAAAUGCCCCAUCUCAAUAUUACUGUGAGAUAAAGCAAGAGCUGGAUUCCUCAAAUCCCAAGAUCUACUCCCGGGAAGGGAAUGACUCGUUUUCGGUGCGGGUGGAGGACAACACCACACGGGAAGGCAACCAGAACACCUCGGCUGUAGCCGGGAGGAAGUACUAUAAAGAGGGGGAAGGAGCUGGCCCUCCCGUUUGUAAGAUGGAAGGUGAACAAUCUGAAGAGGUCCUAGUUGAUCGGGGAUCUUACAACCGUGGGGAACAAAUCAUUGUAGAAGUCAACCUCAACAACCAGACCCUCAAUGUCUCAAAGGGGACAGAGGGGAAACCUGCCAGUGUCAACCAAGCAGCAACUGUUGCCACAGUGAUUGGGCAGUCUAAAGGGGAAGGACCUGCCACUGAGGGGAAUGGAGAGAAAGAAAACGGAGAAGGAGAGGAGGAAGAGGAGGAGGAGGACGUUGAAGCAGGGGAGGAGGAGGAAGAGGAAGAGCACACGGAAGAAGAGGAUGUGGAAGAGACUACUGAGGAGGAGGAAGAAGGAGAAGUGGAUGAGGAAGGGGAGGAGAUGAUGACUGAGAUCAAAAUGGAGAAGUCAGGGGCCACUCACAGGCCCAGUAGCAAGGCAGCCAAGGCCACCAAGAUGUCCGUGUCCACUGGGUCCCAGGAGGUGGCCACCAUUUCAGUGACCCUGGAAGAGGACGAAGAGGAGGAGGAGGAAGAGGAAGAAACUGAGGAGGAAGGAGAAGAUCAAAGAGGCAAGAAGAAGAAGGAGCAGGACAGUCUUGGCCAGAAGGUCAAGUUGGAAGAGAAGCAGCACUACCCUUGUGAGAAGUGUCCCCGGGUCUUCAACAACCGCUGGUACCUGGAAAAACACAUGAAUGUCACACACAGCCGCAUGCAGAUCUGUGACAAGUGUGGCAAGAGGUUUCUGUUGGAGAGCGAGCUGCUGUUGCAUCGCCAGACAGACUGUGAGAAGAACAUUCAGUGCACAACAUGCGGGAAAGCCUUUAAGAAGCUCUGGUCCCUCCACGAACACAACAAGAUCGUCCACGGCUAUGCGGAGAAGAAGUUCUCCUGCGAGAUCUGCGAAAAGAAGUUCUACACCAUGGCGCAUGUGCGGAAACACAUGGUUGCGCAUACCAAGGACAUGCCCUUCACCUGCGAGACGUGUGGGAAGUCGUUCAAGCGGAGCAUGUCGCUGAAGGUGCACUCUCUCCAGCACUCGGGGGAGAAGCCGUUUAAAUGUGAGAACUGCAACGAGAGGUUCCAGUACAAGUACCAGCUCCGCUCUCACAUGAGCAUCCACAUUGGCCACAAGCAGUUCAUGUGCCAGUGGUGCGGGAAGGACUUCAACAUGAAGCAGUACUUUGACGAACACAUGAAAACACACACAGGUGAAAAGCCAUACAUCUGCGAGAUCUGUGGGAAGAGCUUCACCAGCCGCCCCAACAUGAAGCGCCACCGCCGGACCCACACGGGGGAGAAGCCCUAUCCGUGCGACGUCUGCGGCCAGCGCUUCCGGUUCUCCAACAUGCUCAAGGCCCACAAGGAGAAGUGCUUCCGGGUCAGCACCCCUCUGUCCUCGGACCCCGGCGCCAACAACAGCGACUCCAUGGUCCUCGGUGCUCCCGAGAGUGCCAAUCCGGUGCACUUGCUGGCCGGAGCUCCUCCCCACGCAACACCACAUUCCCACACGCUCCCUUUGCCACUCAUGCAUGCUCAUGCGCAGAGUGUCCCUCCUCCGCCCCUCUUACCACCACCACCGCCUCUCUUUCCGGGCAGCAGAGCAAACUUGGAUAACUAGGGCCCUGUACCGUUUUAUUCUGGGUGCACAAGAAACCCACCUGUAAUCCAAUAAGUGCCCAGUAGGUGUCAGUCAAGGACAUUACUGACAGCUAGAAGGGAAGUCGCUUAGAUUCUGGUAUGUGUUUCUUUUUAAUGCGCUUAGUCGCUUGAUUUCUGCUUGAAGGGCUGGACGUUUCCAGGCCUGAGUGGGAGCAGCCUGAGCCCACCGGUCACCUUUCAUGCUCAAAAUACCUAGGACAUAAAACUAAGCUAUUGCUCUGUUCACACAUAGAAGGGUGUAGACCAAGUGGUGCAAGAUCUAUCACAUGGCUUGUUUGUCUUCACAUAGAUCCAAACUGUUUCUGAACCUGUCUUGCUAAAUGUUCCAGGGAUAGAUAGAAGGGGAAUGCAUUUCUGUUGGAGCCAAAAAGUUUGGAAGAAAAUCAUUGCCAUUCAUGGUUUCAUAGUGUAUCAUAGUCAGUCUUCCAUGAGAGUAGAAAAACCACACAAAAAAUCUGAGAGAAUAUGGCUCUAGGAAUCAAGUCCCCCAGUGGGUGAACUUCUACGGAAAGGUCAUAUUAAUCAAAUCCACAAAACUCAAUCCUCUCAAGUGUGGAGGACCAGCUCUAUAAGCAAAGCCGGUGCUCGUCCACUUGUUAUUCCUUCGGUAACAAGUGGAAAGAAUUUACAUUUCAAAAGCAGCGUAGUAAGCAAGAGUGGGGCUCCAUGAGUGUAACAGGAUUUAUACCAUUGUUUUAUUGAAUCCAAGAAUGUUGUCCUCGACUCUUGUAACUUGGAACUACAGCCAUUCUCUUCCCAAGCUCUGUAACAAAGAACAGGAGCAAAUUAUUCCUAGAAAGCAACUUUCCAAGCUCCAUAGAAUGCAGUGCUUGAAAACAUUAUGCAGAGUUUUUUUGAAUGCUGGUAACCAGAUUUUGUUCAUUUUCAUGGUUUCCUCCUUUAUGUUGAAAUUGUCCACAUAUUUGUGGAUUUCAAUGGCUUCUCUGUGUAGUCUGGCAUGAUGGUUGCUAGAGUGGCCCAAACUCUAAAAUCAGGACAGUAAAUAGAGAACAAUACCCAGAAGACAGGGGAAUUCCAGACAAGAAACAAUCAGGGCCAGCUAACACCUCCCAACAAAGGAUUCCCCACAGGCAGGAAGCAGCCAGGCUUUGAAGCUGCAAGGCUUUUCAGUGCUAAUUGAGGUGUCCAAUUGCAACAUUCAAACUUGCCUCAGGGAGACAAGAGUUCUUUCUCCCACCCUGGACAUCAUUCCACAGAUAUACAGUAGAGUCUCACUUAUCCAAGCUAAACGGGCCAGCAGAAGCUUGGAUAAGCAAAUAUCUUGGAUAAUAAGGAAGCAUUAAGGAAAAGCCUAUUAAACAUCAAAUUAGGUUAUGAUUUUACAAAUUAAGCACCAAAACAUCAUGUUAUACAACAAAUUUGACAGAAGACGUAGUUCAAUAUGCAGUAAUGUUAUGUUGUAAUUACUGUAUUUAUGAAAUUAGCACCAAAAUAUCACGAUAUAUUGAAAACAUUGACUACAGAAAUGGCUUGGAUUAUCCAGAGGCUUGGAUAAGCGAGGCUUGGAUAAGUGAGACUCUACUGUAUAUAUAAACCCCAUUUGCCUAGUUUCCAACACCUCACAACCUCUGAGGAUGCCUGCCAUAGAUGUAGGCGAAACAUCAGGAGAGGAUGCUUCUAGAACAUAGCCAGACAGCCCGUAAAAUUCACAGCAAAUCAGUAGCAAAUUAUUUCUAGAAAGCAACUUUCCAAGCUCCAUAUGAUAGAAACAUUAUGCAAAAACAAACCGCCAACGCUUGGUCUACAUCCUUCCUACAUCCCAUUAUAGAGAUACUCAACUUUAGCGAGUUAAUGCACUAAGGCAAACUCCUCUAGGAAUGGACCUUUCCUAGGAUCUCAUCUGUCAGCUGCUUUGGAAGCAGCUUGACAAAAGAAAUCUAGCUCUUCUUUUUAAAUCGACUUAUUGAUUUACCAUUUUUGCACUUUAUUAAUCCAUUAGACUAGCUCUUUUCUCCGUAGGGCACUUGCACGUUAUUCCAGACUCUUUUGCGAGCAAAACGAGAUGUCGGGGCACCGAUGUCUCACCGCCAUUGGGCUCGUUUUCACCCGCUUCAUGCCUCCCGCCACCUCCGAAACGGAGGGGAUUUUUCCCAUGCUUUCCUUAUUUUGUAUUGUGUGUAUUUGUGUGUGAACUACAGCAGGGCUGGCCCCUGGAACAAGAGCCAUAACACACGAGCGGGCGAGGAAGACACCAAGGUUGUGGCUCCACGGAAAACGUCACGGCAGUGCAAUAGUCGCAAAGAAGCGGGACGUUGGGACAAACGGCACAGUAUCGAACCCGUUGGGAAGAAGUAUUGACUUGUUUCAAUGUUGGCUUGUAUCUGAUAAGCCUUACAGUGGUCAACAAGUAUACUUUCCUAUCGAAAGACUUCGGUAUCGGAAGGAAGAUGUCAGGGGUAAGGAAAGCAACUUUACUUCGCAUCCAAACUGAUUUAACGAAUGCUCAUCUUCGGGCUUUGGAUGAUGCUGCGGCAUUCGGCACCUCUUGCCGAGAAGCGAAAGAACCGGCUUGUAUCGGUGAUUCUCCUUUAGCGCGAAAAAGAAAACGUAUCUAUAAUAAAGCACUUUAUUCUGUACAGAACGGGCGGGAUUUGGGAUAUAGACAAGGGAGCGGGGUGGAUUGAAAUCCGAAUACUUUUUUUUUUUUACUUAAAGAAGCAGCUUGAGAGAUGUUUCGGGAGAUAGGUUGCGGCUUUGGUUUUUAACACUCCCCUGUAUAACUGGCGUACGAUUUUUAUUAGCGAGAGAAAUAGGACAUCGCUGCAAACGAUUGGGAUCUGCUCCUUUUGUAUUCUGCUCAAAGCAAAGUGAGAAAUUGUUCCAAUGUGGUUGUGCAAUCUGGUUUCCAACCACUACGAGUGACUUCCUGAUGAUAGGACAUUAGAGAUGGAGAAGGUGCUGCUCUUUACGUCCCCGAACCUCCGACGUCAUAUUUUCCCCGCAAUGUCCCCACAAAACAGCUGGAAAACAUGGUUGUUUUGUGUGUUGUCGAAGGCUUUCAUGGCCGGAGUCACUGGGUUGCUGUGAGUUUUCCAUGUUCCAGAAGCAUUCUCUCCUGACGUUUCACCCACAUCUAUGGCAGGCAUCCUCAGAGGUUGUGCAGUUUGUUGGAAACUAGGCUAAUGAGGUUUACAUAUAUAAAUAUACCUCACAACCUCUGAGGAUGCCUACCAUAGAUAUGUGCGAAACAUCAGGAGAGAAUGCUUCUGGAACAUGACCAUACAGCCUGGAAAACUCACAGCAACCCAUGGUAGUGUUGCUCCCAAAACCCUCCAAAAGUUUCAAAGUAUGCAAAAAUAGAUUUACUCUCUGCCCCAUUGGCUGGAAACAAAGCUUUGGGAUAUUACUUCUGAAACUCAAAGGUUUCAGAUGCUCCCUAUUCCUACAUUUUUUUGGAACACAGAGAAUACUUGUUUGGUUUGUUUGCUCCAUCCUCUCUCCACUGUCAAACAAAUGUAUUUUGGCACCACUUGAACUGCCAUGGCUCGAUAUCACGCAAUCGUAGGAGUUGUAGUUUGGCAAGGCGCCUCGCCUCCUCUGCCCCAGAGUGCUGGUGCCUCCCCAAACUACAAAUCCCAGGAUUUCACAGCAUUCAACCAAGGCAGUGUCAAACUGCAUUCAUUCUACAGCAGUGGCUCCAACCUGUAGUCCGUGGACCACCAGUGGUCCCAAGAACUAAAAUAUGGUCCGUGGCCUCACCAUUGCUACAUCCUUGCAAUGAGAGUGACUAGUCUCGCGAAAUCCUCUUCUAGUGCGGAGGCAACGGUGAUGUUGGGAGGGCAGAGGCUGACUAUGCACCAAAUGUGUGACAACAAGCCUCCUGACUGCUGCUUCUCCUCCUCCCUCCCUGAGCGGAGCCAUUCCAUGUGGCGACUGCCUUGGUGCCAUCAUUUUUAGGCCUGUUCCUGGGGUUAUUUGGGGUGCUGAUUCAGAAAAUUGCAUUGGAUAGACCACAUCCGCUCUAAAUUAUUCAAUAUGGUUUUCUGUGUGAGACUAGAUGGCGUCUACUGGAUGGCAUAUGUUCUGUAUCAGAAACUAGAGCUGAUGUGGUCUAUCCAGUGCAAUUUUCUGAACUGGCACUCCAAAUAACCAAACUGAAUCUAAAGUUGACCAAAAACUGAUUCAUAACCCUUUUGGUACUAAUGUUGGAGAGUGGUCCCUGGUCAAAAAAAGGUUGGGAACCACUGUUCUACAGCCUAGGUCCUCCGCUUUUAUCAAUUGUUGCAAAUUGAGUCCAAACUACUCUCGGUUAACUUGAGAAGGCUGAACGUUUGCCAUUCUCAUUAGGCUAAGGCAAAAGCAAGCUGCUGCCUCCCUUAAAUGACUGUCAUCGCUUAAAUAACUUCUGAAAUGAAUUUAGCCAUCUUAAACUCACUGUGGGUUUGUUUUGCCACAUAUCUUGGUUUUUAUCUAUGAAACGUCGGACAGUAUAGACAUGUGGAAACAUACAUGUCUUGUCUACCAGUUUGUUGUGAUUUGAGUGCUGGGUUAGGAUCCUGGGAGAUGAUGGACAAGUCACACUCUCUCAGCCUCAGAGGAAAGUAAUUGCAAAUCCACUGUGAAACCUUUGCAAGGUUUGCCUUAGGGCAGGCCUGGGCAAACUUGGGCCCUCCCGGUGUUUUGGACUUCAACUCCCACCAUUCCUAACAGCCUACCGGCUGUUAGGAAUGGUGGGAGUUGAAGUCCAAAACACCGGGAGGGCCCAAGUUUGCCCAGGCCUGCCAUAGGGUCUCCAUAUAAAUAUAACAAUAAUAAUAAAGACUUGCAGGCACACAGCAAUAGCAAACCACACUUAACGGGCAUGCAUGUCACUCACAUAGAUGUUCAGCGGGGAGAGAGAAAAAUUUAUUUUUUACACCCCAAAACUGAAAUCUUCACUAAAGACUCAAUCCCAAAAGUGCAAAAACAUACCAAAAUUCUCAUCCUCUCACCCAGGAGAGUUUUCCAAAACGUCUCCUUCUUGCAUGCGCAGGCAAAAUAAGAUGACGAUCGGCAUCCCUCUUGCUCGGUGAGAUAUUACAAACCUUUCUCAGAAAUGGUGCUUUGCUUCUUCUUUUUUUUCUUUUAAAAAUUAAAGUUGGUUUAAAUAACUUCA
This is a messenger RNA of Anolis carolinensis (green anole), 7951 nucleotides long. RefSeq names its product zinc finger and BTB domain containing 47 (gene zbtb47). Gene Ontology annotation, cellular component: nucleus. Gene Ontology annotation, molecular function: DNA-binding transcription factor activity, RNA polymerase II-specific; protein binding. Gene Ontology annotation, biological process: regulation of transcription by RNA polymerase II. Lineage: Eukaryota; Metazoa; Chordata; Lepidosauria; Squamata; Anolidae. The record is from RefSeq and is a predicted model, not a curated record. The transcript is spliced from 6 exons. Bases 599 to 2794 code for a protein of 731 amino acids.